Molecule: messenger RNA, 6554 nt
Organism: Myotis daubentonii (Daubenton's bat)
Lineage: Eukaryota; Metazoa; Chordata; Mammalia; Chiroptera; Vespertilionidae
Gene: MEF2C
Product: myocyte enhancer factor 2C
Biological process (GO): positive regulation of transcription by RNA polymerase II; cell differentiation
Molecular function (GO): DNA-binding transcription factor activity, RNA polymerase II-specific; protein dimerization activity; RNA polymerase II cis-regulatory region sequence-specific DNA binding
Source: RefSeq, a predicted model, not a curated record
AGUCUGGUUACUUUUAAUCCACCGGCCACUGAGAGCCACUCUCCCCUCCUCCUCCUCUUCCUCCUCCUCCUCCUCCUCCUCCUCCUCCUCUUCCUCCUCCUCCUCCACCACCUCCUCUUCCGAGCGGCCUUGGCGCGCGCGAAUGCGCGUCCCCGCGCGCGCCUCCCCCGCGCGCGCCCCCUCCGCGCGCGUUCACACGCACACCUCGUCUCCAGCUCUCUGCUUGCUUUGCUCGCAGUCACAGACACUUGAGCACACGCGUACACCCAGACAUCUUCGGGCUGCUAUUGGAUUGACUUUGAAGAUUCUGUGUGGGUCGCCGUGGCUGCAUGUUUGAAUCAGGUGGAGAAGCACUUCAAGGCUGGACGAAGUAAAGAUUAUUGUUGUGUGUGUUUUCUCUCCCUCUCUUAAGAAAGGAAAAUAUCCCAAGGACUAAUCUGACCUGGUCUUCCUUCAUCAGGAACGAAUGCAGGAAUUUGGGAACUGAGCAGUGCAAGUGCUGAAGAAGGAGGUUUGUUUGGAGGAAACAGGAAAGAGAAAGAAAAGGAAGGAAAAAAUACAUAAUUUCAGGGACGAGAGAGAGAAGAAAAACGGGGACUAUGGGGAGAAAAAAGAUUCAGAUCACGAGGAUUAUGGAUGAACGUAACAGACAGGUGACAUUUACAAAGAGGAAAUUCGGGCUGAUGAAGAAGGCGUAUGAGCUGAGCGUGCUGUGCGACUGUGAGAUCGCGCUGAUCAUCUUCAACAGCACCAACAAGCUGUUCCAGUACGCCAGCACCGACAUGGACAAGGUGCUGCUCAAGUACACGGAGUACAACGAGCCCCACGAGAGCCGGACAAACUCAGACAUCGUGGAGACGUUGAGAAAGAAGGGCCUUAAUGGCUGUGACAGCCCAGACCCCGAUGCGGACGAUUCCGUAGGUCACAGCCCUGAGUCUGAGGACAAGUACAGGAAAAUUAACGAAGAUAUUGAUCUAAUGAUCAGCAGACAAAGAUUGUGUGCCUUGAACAAGAAGGAAAACAAAGGCUGUGAAAGCCCCGACCCCGACUCCUCUUAUGCACUCACCCCACGCACUGAAGAAAAAUACAAAAAAAUUAAUGAAGAAUUUGAUAAUAUGAUCAAGAGCCAUAAAAUUCCUGCUGUUCCACCUCCCAACUUUGAGAUGCCAGUCUCCAUCCCAGUGUCCAGCCAUAACAGUUUGGUAUACAGCAACCCUGUCAGCUCACUGGGAAACCCCAACCUUUUGCCACUGGCCCACCCUUCUCUGCAGAGGAAUAGUAUGUCUCCUGGUGUAACACAUCGACCUCCGAGUGCAGGUAACACAGGUGGUCUGAUGGGUGGAGACCUCACAUCCGGUGCAGGCACCAGUGCAGGGAAUGGGUAUGGCAACCCCCGAAACUCACCAGGUCUGCUGGUCUCACCUGGGAACUUGAACAAGAAUAUGCAAGCAAAGUCUCCUCCCCCCAUGAAUUUAGGGAUGAAUAACCGUAAACCAGAUCUCCGAGUUCUUAUUCCACCAGGCAGCAAGAAUACGAUGCCAUCCGUGAAUCAAAGGAUAAAUAACUCCCAGUCUGCUCAGUCAUUGGCUACCCCAGUGGUUUCCGUAGCAACUCCUACUUUACCAGGACAAGGGAUGGGAGGAUAUCCAUCAGCCAUUUCAACAACAUAUGGUACCGAGUACUCUCUGAGUAGCGCAGACCUGUCCUCUCUGUCUGGCUUUAACACCGCCAGCGCUCUUCAUCUGGGGUCAGUAACUGGCUGGCAACAGCAACACCUACAUAACAUGCCGCCAUCCGCCCUCAGUCAGCUGGGAGCUUGCACUAGCACUCAUUUAUCUCAGAGUUCAAAUCUCUCCCUGCCUUCUACUCAAAGCCUCAACAUCAAGUCAGAACCUGUUUCUCCUCCUAGAGACCGUACCACCACCCCUUCGAGAUACCCACCACACACGCGCCACGAGGCGGGGCGAUCUCCUGUUGACAGCUUGAGCAGCUGUAGCAGUUCCUACGACGGGAGCGACCGCGAGGAUCACCGGAACGAAUUCCACUCCCCCAUUGGACUCACCAGACCUUCGCCGGACGAAAGGGAAAGUCCCUCCGUCAAGCGCAUGCGACUCUCUGAAGGAUGGGCAACAUGAUCAGAUUAUUACUUAAUAGUUUGUGUUUUUUUUCUUGCAGUGUGUGUGUGUGCUAUACCUUAAUGGGGAAGGGGGGUCGAUAUGCAUUAUAUGUGCUGUGUGUGGAAAAAAAAAAAAAGUCAGGUACUCUGUUUUGUAAAAGUACUUUUAAAUUGCCUCAGUGACACAGUAUAAAGAUAAACAGACAUGCUGAGAUAAGCUUAGCACUUGAGUUGUACAACAGAACACGUGUACAAAAUAGAUUUUAAGGCUAACUUCUUUUCACUGUUGUGCUCCUUUGCAAAAUGUAUGUUACAAUAGAUAGUGUCAUGUUGCAGGUUCAACGUUAUUUACAUGUAAAUAGACAAAAAAAGGAAACAUUUGCCAAAAGCGGCAGAUCUUUACUGAAAGAGAGAGCAGCUGUUAUGCAACAUAUAGAAAAAUGUAUAGAUGUUGUGGACAGACCCGGCAAAGGGUGGCCAUUGGUAAACGUUAGGAACACGCCAGGUCACCUACCACCCUGAGAAUGCUCACAAACCUGCAGGCGUAUCAUUGGCGUAUGGCACUCAGUAAAAAGGAUCGAUGACCAUUAAAAGAGGACCAUACCUAUUUAAAAAAAAAAAAAAGUGGAGUUUGAGGGCUAACGUAUUUAAUUAAAUAAAGAAAUCUGGGUCUGCAUCUCUUAUUAAAUAAAAGUAUAAAAAUAUGUACAUUACAUUUUGCUUAUUUUCAUAUAAAAGGUAAGACAGAGUUUGCAAAGCAUUUGUGGCUUUUUGUAGUUUACUUAAGCCAAAAUGUGUUUUCCCCCCUUGAUAGCUUCGCUGAUAUUUUAAACAGUCCUGUAAAAAAAUCAAAAAGGACUUUUUGUAUAGAAAGCACUACCCUAAGCCAUGAGGAGCUCCAUGCUUUGCUAACCAAGAUAACUGUUUUUCUCUUUGUAGAAGUUUUGUUUUUGAAAUGUGUAUUUCUAAUUAUAUAAAAUAUUAAGAAUCUUUUAAAAAAUCUGUGAAAUUAACAUGCUUGUGUAUAGCUUUCUAAUAUAUAUAAUAUUAUGGUAAUAGCAGAAGUUUUGUUAUCUUAAUAGUGGGAGGGGGGAUAUUUGUGCGGUUGCACAUUUGAGUAACUAUUUUCUUUCUGUUUUCUUUUACUCUGCAUACAUUUUAUAAGUUCAAGGUCAGCUGUCAAAAGGAUAACCUGUGGGAUUAGAACGUAUCACAUGGCAACACCCUAAAUUGUCUUUAAUACAUUAGCAAUCUAUUGGGUCAACUGACAUCCCUUGUAUAUACUAAUUAGUUUAUUUUAUGCUUUUUAUUUUUGAAUUUUCAUCAAAUGCAGGGCCCCUUUCUGAUCUCACCAUUUCACCAUGCAUCUUGGAAUUCAGUAAGUGCACACCCUAACUUGCCCAUAUCCUAAAUUAUCUGGUUGGUUUUCAGCCCAGAAUUUGAUAUGCUUUUUAGAAAUAUGCCCAGAAUAGAGAAGCUGUGCUAGGGCCGUGUCAUGCAAAUAUGGCCCUAGAAACAAGUGAUAUGAAGUUUGCUCGAUGUAUAAGUUAUAAAUUCCCACAGAAGAAAAAUGUGAAAGAUUGGGUGCUAGACAAGAAGGAAGCAGAUAAAGGGAUAGUUGCUUCACCAUCCGUUUUUAAUUAUUUUAACUGACCCUCAACAAUCUUGUCAGCAAUGUAGGACUGUUGAACAAUCCCAGUGUGUCAGGACCCCCAAAUGUCACUUCUGCAUAAAGCAUGUAUGUCAUCUAUUUUUUUUUCUUCAAUAAAGAGAUUUAUUAGCCAUUUCAAGAAAUCCCAUUAAAGAACCUCUCUAUGUCCCUUUUUUUAAAUUUUUCAAGAAAUAAUGACUCUUGUCUAAUAUUUGUCUAUAAGGGCUUCAUUUUCAGACCCUUUUAAAAAGUGAGUGCCAUUAAAAAAAUGUUGAUAUCUAUUGUUUAAAAGAGAUUUCAGUCUAGGAAUGAUUUUUCUUCUCUUGGAAUGUGAAGAUCUGUCGAUUCAUCUCCAAUCAUACGCAGUGACAUACACAGCAAAGAGGAUGCAGACAAUAAGAUCAACACUGCUACAUCGUGUGUAGGACACUUCUUACCCAUUUUUUUUUCUUUUACUUGUAAAGUUGCUAUGUGUUUCUCAUUGAAAAAGGCUGCCGCUGGGUGGCAAAAGCCAAGAGACCUUACUAACUAGGCUAUAUUUUUCUUAACUUAAUCUGAAAUCUGAAAUUAGACCACAAUGCACCUUUGGUGGUAUCCAUAUAGGAUGCUAACCUGCCUUGUACUAACGUUUUAUAUACUAAAAACAAGCAAAAAUAUCUAUUAAUCAUUUCGUAUAUCCCACUACUUAAGGUAUCCAUGGAACAUGAAAGAAAAAACAUUUAUGCAAAGGAAAAACAGAAAAUCAUUGCUGAAAAUAGACAUACACACACACACACGCAUAUACACAUGUUCACACACACACACAUUCACACAUAGGGGGAAGAAAACUAAGAAGUCAUUUUUCUCACCAUAGAUUUGAUCCCAUCCUUCCAACACAUCUUUAUUACUUGAUGUGUAUAAAAUAUGCAAACAUAUCACAAAUGUUCUUUAUCAUUUCAAAACACUUGAUCAAUAUCAGUAAAAACUUAUCAGUGGGUGGGAAAGGGUCAUUAUGUGAAAAUAUGAAAAAAUAGCCAUAUUAAUUUUUUACCUGCACUUUGCCUCAGCAACAAUGAAAAAGUGAAUUUCUAAUGCUGAAAAUAAAGUAAGCUAAAGUGCCAGCAGAAGCCUUGGCUAUUUAUAGCAAUUCUGGCAAUAGUUUUAUAAGAACAUGAAAAGAGCAGAAUCACUUAAAAAUGGAUGCCAGUCAUCGCUUGUCCCCACUACUGAAUUCAUAUAGAGUGGUGGCACGCUCGUGAAGGGAUAAUCUGAGAAUUUUUUAAAGAUGAUUUAAUGAGAAGAAGCACAAUGUUGAUUGUGAUGAGUCACUCUCUGUAAACAAUCACUGUCUAUCUUUACCUUAUACCUUAUCUGUAAUUUACCUUUUAUUGUAUUUGCAAAGCUAGUAUGGUUUGGAUUUUUAUCACAGUAAAUCCUUUGUAUUUCAGGAGUUUAGGGCAGAGCCCUGAGAGAAUGAUGUUUCACGUAGUCCAUCAUAGAGAACAUUUUAGGCAACAUUCUUCAUUGCAAGUCAAAGAACCACAAGUGGCAUUUUACACAGCUCCAAGUAUUGUUAUGCCUAAUCCCAGUUUAAAAGACUUUUGGGGUAACAUUAAGCUUACAUACUGGUAACACUGAUGCAAUAUAUGCAAGCUGCACAACCUGUAUAUUGUAUGCAUUGGUGUGUGGAAAGUUGUUCAUUUCAACCUUUUUUAAAAUUGUGUUUUUUAGUAAAAUGGCUUAUUUUUCCCAAAGGUGGAAGUUAGCAUUUUGUAAUGAUGAAUAUGAAAAUGCCUGUCAUCCUCAGAUCACUUUAAGGUUAACUAAGGUGAGGAUUUUAAAACAAUUCAAAUACACUUUUUAAGAGAAUAUCUGCCCUCUCACAAUGUUAUAUAUUUGUUUUUCUUACACACCCAUCUUUUAACUUAGAAAUAGCUUUUUUUUUCUCCCUUUAUUCUUUUGUUUGUUUUUCCAGAGAGUAAUGCUUGUAUUUCUUUCUUUAAAAAAAAAACAAAAAAACUUUUUUUCAAGAAGCAGCAGCCACUUGAACCCUCAAUAAAGGCUGUUGCUUAAGCAUGGCAUACUUCAUCUGUUCGCGUUUGUGCCAUCUGCUGUGAUGUCGUCACUUAUACAGCGUGAAUUUCUUGCCACUACAGAUCUUUUGAAGAUUGAUGGAAUACUGGUGUCUGUUAGAAUGCUUCAGACUGCAGAUGUAAUUAAAGGCUUUUCUUAAAUAUGUUUUAACCAAAGAUGUGGAGCAAUCCAAGCCACAUUAUCUUCUACAUUCAAUUUGUCCAUUUGGGUUAUUUUCACAAUCUGGUAUUGCAUUUGCCUUCCCUAUUCGUACCUCAAAUUGAUUCAUACCUCAGUUUCAUACAGAGAGGUCAGCUAAUCGACAUAUUCUGUUGUGGUUUGAAUUCAGCACCAGUGUUCUCUCAGAGUAACACGGGCCUGGGGCACUGCAGGCGGAGGACUUGGAUUGCUUCAGAUGGUUUGCUGUAUCACUUUCCUUCUUUUCCUGGGGACUUGUUUCCAUUAAACAGUCAUUCAAAUAGCUUGUAAAAGAGGGCAUACAAGCAUUUGCAACAAAUAUUCAAAUAGAGGCUCACAGCGGCAUAAGCUGGACUUUGUCGCCACUAGAUGACAAGAUGUUAUAACUAAGUUAAACCCCAUCUCUGUAUCUCAAGGGACUUCAUUCAGCUGUCUGUAGUGGAAAAGUGGGGAAUUUUCCAAAGUUUCUCCUGCUGGAAAUAAGGUAUAAUUUGUAUUUUGCAGACAAUUCAGUAAAGUUACUGGCUUUCUUAGUGA